This is a messenger RNA of Oncorhynchus mykiss (rainbow trout), 4702 nucleotides long. The record is from RefSeq and is a predicted model, not a curated record. NCBI's taxonomy places the organism in Eukaryota, Metazoa, Chordata, Actinopteri, Salmoniformes, Salmonidae.
UGAAGUCAGAUUUACACAAAUUAUCCAUUCACACAUAGGUCAAAGGUCUAUACAUUAUGGCUAGGUCCCGGUGAUCAUAGAGAGAUUAUUUUCCUCUGCAUAGAUAUGAAAAAGAUCAGCCUGAUACUGGGAGCCUGACCCAAUUCUUUGCUGAUCAAGAAAUAGCCAGCCCAACUCAGUCAAUAGCAGCUGAACCGGAGGCAGAGAUGCAGGAGGCUGGUCUGAAGUCAGCUGACCCAACCCAGUCACUAAAGGCUAAAAUAGAAAGUGAGAUGCAGGCUGAUCUAGAGACAGCCGGCCCAUCCCAUGUACAGGAGCCACACCAGACUUCUCUACUCAACUCUGGAGACCUGGAACUGGAGGAUACUGAUGUGACCUUCACCACCACGCCCACGGCCCCCCAGGCUGCAACGUCCCAGAACAGCCUUGUCAGGCUGCAAAGAAGCUCCCCAGACCUCUCCACCUUUGUGCAGGACAUGACUGACAAACACUGGAAUCUGUUGAGUGAGAAUAUGCGUGCCAAGUUAACCAGAGAUGAGUUUACUGCCAAGUGCAUGGACAUUGUCACAUGGGUGAAGAAGAUCAAAUCGACAGUUGUGGUUCCAGCCCUUGACCUCACCAUGCAGAUAGAGCUGACUGAGUUGCCAGGCUCUCCUGGAUCAGGAAGUGAGGAGGCAGUAACUUCUCUUUCCCGCACUGUGAGAUUAAGUUGUACUCAAGGCCCCAGCAGGAGCACCAGCUCUAAAACUUCCUGGAGCAUGCGGACACCCACACUUUUCCCCUCCACUUACAGGUCCAUGACCUCUUUGCUGAGUGAAGAGGACGAUGAAGACUUGAUCCCUGGAGAGUUCACAUAUCUCUCUACACCUGAGGGGGACAAUAGAGAGGUGAAGGACAGACCCUGCUCAGAACCACUCAGGUCUGUGUUUGGUCUGUCUCAGAGCUGUGUUUUCAAUCAAAUGGUCCACAGUGGAGCAUGUAGGUCGCUGAGUGAGAUUGUACUGCCGUCCAGCCGGAGUAGGCAGAGGAAGCUCAUGCCCAUCAUCGUCUCUGCAGACACCAGGUUGGUAAUGGAAAUUGUGGAGAUGGUGAUGAAAGUCAUCAACUCCAGGCUAGUUCAGCUAAUGCUACAUGUGGGUUGUGAUCAGGGAACUGAAGAUCAUGGCAGCAACUCAGCAAGCAUUCGGUUUGCUCAAGAGAUGCUGAGCAUGGCAAUUGCAUCAAUGUAUGCCCACGCCAUGGCGCAUAUUGCGCACGGAAGCAAGUCCAGCAGUCGCCAGUCCAAAAAGUCUCCGCUUGAAUUAGAGGGGGAGCUUGAAGCCAUAUUGGGUCCUCUGGCUGGACAGGUAAUAGUCACCAUCAUUAAUAGUAUCCUCAGGACUAAAGACAAUGGAAGAACUGAGCAGGAACGGACCACCCCUUUGAGUUACUUCCUUACUGCGGUUUCUGCUGAAAUUCAAAGCAUGGUAGUUCAAAGAUCUGCAAGUAGACAUUCCUCCAGGCAGUCCAUCAGAGACCACUUGAUGAAUAUCUCCAAGGGCAAGAUCGUGAAAGCCGUUCAAAUUAAAAUGUCACAACUCUAUGGCGAGUCUACCAACGAAAGCUGCAUAUCAGCAACUCCAACAAUCCAGAGCCUGUCCAUGUGCUCUUCCAAAGAAUCCCUUUGUGAUUGGACCUCAGACGACGUGCAUCCAGCUAAGUUCCUGUCUAGCAACAGAAUUACAGCAUUGUCGAAUGAUGUUGUGGAUGUUGUGUUUGGUGAUGUUCUUUAUAAUCUUGGACUUUUGGACAGCCAAACACAUUUAAAUCCACAGAGCACCGGCUCAUCAAUAGACAUCAGGGGUGUUGCUGGGGAGAUGGUCAGACAAGUCUCCGUAAAACUCCAGCCCUUUGUUUCUGAGAGCAGUCUGGAGGCCAUGUCCACGACUCACGACUCACCAUCUCUGCCCAUCUCAGACUCUGACUUGAAGUUCUUGUGCUCUCACUCAGCGUUUGCUGUGGCAACUGCCUGCCAAGCAAUUCAAAAUGAGCUUGAGAUUGAGAUGAGUCUCAACCCAGCCACAGAGGCCGGCUCCCAGGGUAACCUUGCUGCCAGAGACCUGGUAUCUUCUCUGUCACAGAGUCUUGAGGACAUAGAUGUUUCUCACAUCAUUCAGGGCCUUAAGGAGGAAGAUGUGACAUUUGCCAAUCUGAACAAAACCCCUUCAAGCGACACUAAUAGAUUAGAGGAAAUCUUAUCUGCCCAUAUUUCCCCUGAAAGUAUUGCAGCGGCAUCGGUGGAUCUUUUUGAUGGCGUAUUAGGAGACUUGCAUGAGGCAUUUGAGGCAAAUAAGGUCUCAGCAGCCACAAAAUCUGGUCGCAAAAGGUUCUGGGUGGAAGUACAUUCAAGUUCACGAAACCUGUACACCAAUGUGCUGGACAAACUAAAUAAGUGGUUCAGUUUACACCAUCUCACUGAGGAAAAAGAUGUCCCUCAGAAUACCAAGCUCUCUGCAACUGGACCACUCCCAACUGAGGCCUGUUUGGAGGUAUCUCCUGUGCAAAAGACCAGUAUUAACAGCUCAGGUAUGUCCUUCAGGUCUCUGAGUGAUAUCUCAGACAACCAGCCAACCCUCAACACAUGCACUAAAGAGGUCAUCAAAAAGGUGGCAUCAGUUCUGAAGGUUGAGGCUUCUAAGGAAGACUGUUCUUCUUCCGUUGGAGGGAGGACAUUAAAUGUGUUCUUGGAGUUCAGCCAGAAGUUGGAUGCUCUCAUCUCAAAGUUGGAGGACCUCCCCAUUUUAGGUGAGAUUUCCUCGCUCACACAGCCACAAAGUGCAGUCAGCAGCAGCAGAACCUCUAAUAUUUCCAUCCGGAGUAUUCUAAGUGUGGAGUUCCACACAAAGGCUAACCAAAUCGUGAGUGAGGCCAUCUUUGGAGCUGCAAUUGUUUUCAUUGCUCGCAAGGCCAACCAUUUGGAGCUAAUGAAUAUGCCUGCUACCUAUUCACAACACCUGUUUGCAGCAGCCUCAGACAUUGUGAACAUUAUUGUGGAAGACCUAGAGAGAGAGACCAUGGAUACAGAGUCCCACCUAAUACCUAAAAUAGUUUUUGAUGAGUUUCUGGAUGUGGCUCACAACAUCUACUACCGAGUGAGGGAUAGGCUGAAGGUCUUCUUCUCCAUGUCCCCAGUGCCAGCCUCCAAAACCAAAGAUAUGGUGGAUUCCAUGCCUGUGGAGAAACAUGGAUACUUUGAGGCCUCUGACACUGCUCAUGACCCGGAGCGACCUCAAUCUGUCAGGAGUGAGAAGAUGUUGACAAAAGACAGUUUAGCCAAUGUUGAAAGGUCUAAAUCCCUUGCAUCUCAGGGUGACACGUCAACAGAAAAUCAAGACUUUGACACCUUCACAUUGACACCCACCAAGAGCAUGUCAGUGUUGAGUGAUCACAGUUUGAAAGGAGAUUUUUCUCUCUUGAGUGAAAGUUGCCAACCAUUUUUGGCUCUCCAAGACUCAACAGUGCCAGUCACUAAGCAGAGUUUCACCAAAUCUGCUAAGAACACCCUCAGCCAGAUCCUAAAUGUGAUCAAGUGCAGAGUGGUUGCCUCGAAUAAUUCAUCUGUUGGAAAGAAGACAACUGACAUGUUGGACUCUCUUCUUGAGAGCCUUGACCAGUUGACUGCAGAUGAGAUAAAGGGGACAGCGUCCCACAGCUUGAUCACAAUAGAUGUGCCAGAAUCACUGUCUAAGCAAUCCUUGACAAAAUACUUGUCAACUCAUGAGAGGAACCAGGAUUCUUCCCCUGCAAAGCUUGUAUGUCAACCAUCAUGUCUGAUACCAACAUCCAUAUCUGACACCAACAUUAUAUUGCAAACUAUAAUGGAAACGCUGGUGAAGGAGGAAUCAAGGAAGACUUCAGCAGAGGAAAACCUUGAGAGGCUCGUCUCCAUUGAAACCAUUCAAAGUGUGUCAGACGAACUCAUCACAAAGGUCCAUGGUCUCAUUCAGGAGAUCACAAUAAGCCGGCAACUUCAAUCAAUGGCUGGUCACAGGAGCUUAUCUGAACCGGCAUUGCCAAAGCCAGCCCUGAAAAAGCUGUCAAGGAAUGAUGCCUUUGAGCUCGCCUACAGCUUUGCCGAAAAUUCUGUUAGGACUCUCCUGGGGCAGUGUUUAGAUGUCUCGCCCUUUUCCACCGGAGUAAGGCAGACGAUGGAUCAGGUCACUAAGAUAAUGACCAACACAGUGAUGGACACGCUGACUGAUGUGUCCAAGCCCACAGUGAAGUCAGAGGAUGAAUUAGUUUCCAGGUUAGUCCAACCAGAUGAAUUCCCCACCAGGAGCCUUAACCCAGCUGAUGGCAACGCUGAGGUGACGCCUCGCUCUGCUGGAGGUGAAAAGAAUAGCAAGAAGUGGCAUUUCCUUUUCAAAAUGCCUAACAUCCCGAAGAUCAGGAUCAAGGUGUUCAAGAGAAAAGGACAAUCCAAGAAGCACCCUGAACUGGAAGCGCUGCCAACAAAACGUUUCAGUGAUAUGUCACUGAAGGUUCCUUCCGCUUCCCCGCCAAUGGAGGACCUGAUACCUGCACCUACUGCACAGGAUCCCCAGUCCCGUAAAUGCUCCUUCGUGGUUAGGGUGUUUCGGGCCCUCUCUCGAGCCAUCACCAGCCUCUUCAGAGGAGCUUCAGGGAAGAAGCACUAGAUAAGUGCCUGAUUUUAAUAAACAUU